Molecule: messenger RNA, 756 nt
Organism: Trichoderma citrinoviride
Lineage: Eukaryota; Fungi; Ascomycota; Sordariomycetes; Hypocreales; Hypocreaceae
Exons: 4
Coding region: 1-756 (251 amino acids)
Biological process (GO): nuclear-transcribed mRNA catabolic process, RNase MRP-dependent; rRNA processing; tRNA processing
Cellular component (GO): ribonuclease MRP complex; nucleolar ribonuclease P complex; cytosol
Molecular function (GO): ribonuclease MRP activity
Source: RefSeq, a predicted model, not a curated record
AUGGCAGCAGCAGCGCCAUCAUCGAAGAAACGGCUUGUCCACCAACUCGACACGCCCUUCUCUACUUCCUCAUGGUGCAGUACAUCUGAUUUUGGCAGGCCUGUGAUAUCAAUAGACGACCAAGAUUCCAUCCUGGAGCUCCUCUGCCAGUAUGCAUAUCCCCCUCCGCAUUUGAAACCACCAAACACACAUCGCAGACUGCACAUCAAGCCCUCCAAGGGAAAGCGAGCCGCCAAGAGGGAGAAGAAGACCAAGAUGAAGGUGGAUGAGCUUUCAGACUCCAUCAAGAUGGAGGCUCCGCCACUUCCAGAGCUCAGCGCAAGCGUGGAUAUCGGCUUCAAUUCCAUUACCAAAACCCUCGGAUCUCUCACGCAGCCAUCCGACGGGACGGCUCACUCCACCAAGGGCUAUUCCAUGGUUUUCGUCGCCAGGGGUAGCCAGUCACCAGCCUUCAACAACCACUUCCCACAGAUGGUCGCCGCCGCGUCGCGAAACCUGCCGGACAAGGAGAAGAUACGGCUCGUCGGCUUCUCCAAGCCGUGUUCCGAGAGACUGGGCAGUGUCCUUGGCAUACCGAGGGUCUCAUCAGUGGCUAUUUCGCCGCAUGCGCCGGGGGCAGACGCGCUAUUUGCUCUUGUCCAGAGCACGGUGAGCCCAGUUGAGUCGCCGUGGCUUAACGAGGCGGCUGUCACAACGUACAAGCCAACUCGGAUUGCCUCCCUGGAAACGACUAUAGGAGCUAAACGCGUGAAAUGA